CCGUGCUUCAGCCCAGGGGAAGGAGUUUCCCCCUGAGCGGGCUCACAGACGCCACCGCUGCCCCAGCCGGGGCGCGCAGCCGCUGUGGGCGCCGGGCGGCGCGGGCCGGACUGCGGCUCCCAGCAGGCCGCGCCGCCGGAAGCGGCGGCCGCCGUGACGCCAUUCCGGAGGAGCUCUUAGGGCUGCGGCGUGGCGCUGGUUCUCUGCUGAAGGAGGGGCGGACGGCGGGUCCCGGCGGCACCGGCACCAUGGCAUCCAUUUCCCUUGCUCCUGUGAACAUUUUCAAGGCAGGUGCAGAUGAAGAGAAGGCAGAAACAGCUCGGCUGUCAUCCUUUGUUGGUGCCAUUGCCAUUGGUGACCUAGUCAAGAGCACCCUGGGGCCUAAAGGCAUGGACAAGAUUCUUUUAAGUACCGGGAGAGACAGCUCUGUCACAGUUACCAACGAUGGUGCAACCAUCCUGAAAGCUAUUGGAGUUGACAAUCCAGCUGCCAAGGUCUUGGUUGACAUGUCAAAGGUUCAAGAUGAUGAAGUUGGUGAUGGAACUACAUCUGUCACAGUGUUGGCAGCUGAAUUACUGAGGGAGGCAGAAUUACUGAUUGCGAGGAAGAUUCAUCCUCAGACCAUCAUUGCAGGCUGGAGAGCAGCCACAAAGGCUUCAAGAGAGGCACUUUUGAAAGCAGCUGUGGAUCAUGGUAAUGAUGAAGUGAAGUUCCGUGAAGACUUGAUGAACAUUGCAGGAACAACUCUGUCAUCAAAAUUGCUUACUCACCAUAAGGAUCACUUCGUCAAGCUAGCUGUAGAAGCUGUUCUUAGGUUGAAAGGUUCUGGUAAUUUGGAGGCUAUCCAUGUCAUUAAGAAACUUGGUGGAAGUUUGGCUGAUUCCUACUUAGAUGAAGGCUUUUUACUUGACAAGAAGAUUGGUGUAAAUCAGCCAAAAAGAAUUGAAAAUGCUAAGAUUCUUAUUGCAAAUACUGGUAUGGAUACAGACAAGAUUAAGAUUUUUGGUUCUCGUGUUAGAGUGGACUCCACAGCAAAAGUGGCAGAAAUAGAACAGGCAGAAAAAGAAAAAAUGAAGGAGAAAGUGGAUCGUAUUCUUAAACAUGGAAUAAAUUGCUUUAUUAACAGACAGCUGAUCUACAACUACCCUGAGCAUCUCUUUGGAGCUGCUGGUGUCAUGGCUAUUGAACAUGCAGACUUUGCUGGUGUAGAACGUCUGGCUCUUGUCACUGGUGGUGAAAUUGCUUCAACUUUUGAUCACCCUGAGCUAGUAAAACUAGGAAGCUGCAAGCUUAUUGAAGAAGUCAUGAUUGGAGAAGAUAAACUCAUUCAUUUCUCUGGAGUAGCAAUGGGUGAAGCUUGCACCAUAGUUUUGCGUGGAGCCACACAGCAGAUUCUAGAUGAAGCAGAGAGGUCUCUGCAUGAUGCUCUCUGUGUCCUGGCCCAGACUGUGAAGGACACAAGAACUGUGUAUGGUGGAGGUUGUUCAGAGAUGCUGAUGGCUAAUGCUGUUGCAGAACUUGCUGUCAGAACACCUGGCAAAGAAUCUGUUGCAAUGGAGUCCUUUGCUAAGGCUUUACGAAUGAUCCCAACAAUAAUAGCUGAUAAUGCUGGCUAUGACAGUGCUGAUUUGGUUGCUCAGCUCAGAGCUGCUCAUAGUGAAGGGAAGACUACUUAUGGACUGGAUAUGAAAGAGGGGGUCAUUGGGGACAUGUCAGUUUUGGGAGUAACAGAAAGUUUCCAGGUCAAGAGACAAGUUUUACUGAGUGCAGCUGAAGCAGCAGAAAUGAUUCUUCGUGUAGAUGACAUCAUUAAAGCAGCACCAAGAAAACGUGUACCAGACCAUCGCCCCUGUUAAAUUUUCUUCAGUACCAGAGGAUGUGUGGACCAGAUCUCACCUAGUAAUUUUUUUAAUGGUCUAGUUUUUGUGAGGUUAUGGAACAGAAGCUUGAGAGAAACAGUUGGCACUGUCUUCAGUUCAUUUUUACUUACUGGAGCCUUUAUGUGUUGUGGGGAAGAAUUCACUUUCACGAGUGCAUAAACCAGGGAUUUUCAACAUCCCUAUUCAUUCUGUUCCUUCCAGGUUCCACUUAAAAUACACAGAAAUAAAAACAACAAAAAAAAUCAGAUUCCCCAAAGUUGUAUUUCUUUCUGUAGAGCCAGGAAGGGCAGCUCCAUGAGGACAGCUGUGGUGCAAAUCCUCAGCUGCUUCGGGGAGUGACUAAGCCCUCAAGGCUCGCUGGUUCAUGUUGACCUGCUGUGUUAGUGUGAGUGGUGUGUUCAGUCCUGGCUGCAUAGGUUUUGAACUGGGGUCCUAUAAAAUGGCUCUGAAGUUAGAUGGUAUCUUUUUCUAGUGAUACUGGAAUAUUACUUUUUUUUUUUUUUUUUUUUUUUUUUUUUUUUUUUUUUUUUUGGUGAUAGAAGAGAGAGAGAGUGGAUGAAGAACCUCAGUCAAUGCCCAGAACUACAACUAAGUGAUCUUACAGCUUUUUACACCACAAAUUUUACAUUCUUCUCAAGGGAGUUGAGAGGAACGUACAGUUUGGGAGGGAGUCCAACAUUCUGGACUAAACAGUCUGCAGUCUGAGUGUUGAUCUAUAAAGUAUUGGGCUGACUUUACAAACACUUGUAAUUGUGGACACUUAGCAGAAAAUGUGUCAGGCUCCAUAACAUUCACUUCCUGCCCUCUCUGCUCCACCCCUUUCAUGUCUGUUGAAUCCUGUCUUUAUAUUCACUUUCCUGUUCUAUUAGUUGCUGCAAAGGCAACAUGUUUCUUGAUUGGACUGGUUUAUUUGUGCCUAGGUUGGAAGGAAGCCUGUGAUGCCUGCGGCAGUCUGCAUGCAGAUCUGUGAGGACUGUAAGCACAGACAAGCAGGGGCCCUGUCUGUGUGGGAGCCUGCCAGGCCUUGUGACCUUUCUGGCCCUUGCAAGUGUAGUACAGCACCUGGCAAACUCCACGGCAAGUCUGCCAAAGCAGAAAGAUUAAGCUGAAAGAAGCAAGUAUGUGUGCAAAGGUUUUUCUCCCUUAGAUUUCUUAAAAUGAAGGGAAUCUGCUUACAGAAUCCUCCCCUUAACACUUGACAGAGACUCUUCAGCUCUGUGGAAGUGAUAGUGUUGUAUUGAGAGGACUGAGUGAAACACAGACCAUUGAUAAGCCAGUGAAAGUGUGCUCUUCCCCAUCCCUCAGAUAAAUACAGUACCAGCUCAGUUCUGUGGGAAUAUUUUACAAAUACUGACCUUGGAUAUUAAAAUAGCACCC
Taeniopygia guttata (zebra finch) is the source of this 3257-nucleotide messenger RNA. It is a transcript of the gene CCT2, whose product is annotated as chaperonin containing TCP1 subunit 2. The record is from RefSeq and is a predicted model, not a curated record. Gene Ontology annotation, cellular component: chaperonin-containing T-complex; cytosol. Gene Ontology annotation, molecular function: ATP binding; ATP-dependent protein folding chaperone; ATP hydrolysis activity. Gene Ontology annotation, biological process: protein folding. NCBI's taxonomy places the organism in Eukaryota, Metazoa, Chordata, Aves, Passeriformes, Estrildidae.